UUGUAUGUGCUUAAGAUAUUCUUCUAACCUUCAUCAUUAAAAUAAUUUAAGUGAAAAUCUGUUUUUGUGGUUUUGGCAUUAAAAAAUAAAAGCUGUAAUUGCAAGUAAUUUGCUUUUAUAUGGUAAAUUUAUUCUAAACAUAAAAUUCAGUGUCUACCUGUCUUAAUAAAUUCCACUUGAAUUUUGAGAUUCGUCGGCAUCAGUUUUUGACAGAGCAAGUUAUCUUGAGUCUUGACAAGACCACUAAAUUUAUUAGGCUUUAUCUCAUAAACCUAGGUGUUGUCUUCAUGCUUUGGGUUUUUAUCUUCUAGCGUGUUUCCCUUCGGGGAGUCUCAGUAUGUAUAAUGCAUAUAAUUAUCUUCAGAAUGUGUGAGCGUGCCGGCAAGCUUACUUUCUUCAGGCACACAAAGAGAUUGAAGGCAACAAGAUUAAAAAAAAAAGCCUUCUGAUAAACUCUGUAUGGGAUCUGCAGCUUCACUGUUAUUCUGACGAUUUAGGAAGUUGGAACUAAUUCAUGUGGUGAUCAGCUAAAGAUAGUAGGGGCAGGCUAUAUUGUAGAUUGGUCAGAGUAUAAUGACUGCAGUAUUUAUAGGUGAAGAUAACGUCUCUUUAUUAUACAACUGAUACAGUUAAGAAGGGAAAAAUAGAACUGCUUGCCACUUGGGUCCUUUUACAAGGAUUCAUUGGGUAUUAAAAUACCUGAAAUAGUGAAUUGGGAGUGAGGAAUACCUACCUUGCUGGUGUAUGUUAUGUGCUGUUUCACAUGCUAGACGAGCUACUCAUAUGCCUGUGUUGCUGUAUGCGGUGGUGGACUGAUCCUUCAGCAUCCAUUUUUCUCUUGGGUAAGCUGGGGCAGAAACAUGAGAAGCCUCUAUUUAUUGAAAGAAUUCAGCAAGGGAGCUUUCUAGAGACAAGAACUUGUACAGGAUAAAUUGCCCUGUGCAGAGGUUUAACUCCUGCUAAACAUUUCUUGAAGUGUUCCUGAUGUCAGUCCCAUAAGUUUUUUAUUACUGCUGUGGGAAAAGGAUCCUGUCUUAGCAUAACCCAUUUUUGUCCAUCCUUGUAAAGAAGUAAUACCAGGCACAGGUUAAAAGGAUCUCUCCCCACUUCCUGGGAUGUUGUGUUUAUUGCAGAACAAGCUGAAAUCAUAAGAACCUGUGACAGAGCUGUCUGAGCGCAGGGUUAGAGCUUCAGGUAUAGACUUAACAGCGGCAAUCAUGAGAAAAAGCGAUGCAGUCGUUGAGAAUAUAUGUCAAUUUUGAAGGCAAGAUGGCUCAGAAGAGGAGCUCGAGUGGGCGGUCAUUCCCAUUGCUGCUGCUGAUUAUUGUUGUGGCCUUUGUUCAUUUAACUGUCUGUCCUUUUACAAAAGUGGAGGAAAGCUUUAACCUACAAGCUAUCCAUGAUGUGGUGUACCACCAACUGGACUUGGAUAAGUAUGACCAUCAUGAAUUUCCUGGAGUUGUCCCAAGAACGUUCCUUGGACCGAUUUUUAUUGCUGCUCUUUCCAGCCCAGCUAUAUAUGUACUUUCUGUGCUAAGAAUGUCCAAGUUUUACUCCCAGUUGAUAGUCCGAGGAAGCUUGGGGCUCAGUGUGAUUUACACUUUGUGGAAGCUGCAGAAAGAAGUUAGAAAGCAGUUUGGAGCAACUACAUCAACAAUCUUCUGUCUCAUCUCGGUUACUCAGUUUCAUUUGAUGUUCUACUGCACACGAACCCUCCCUAAUGUGUUUGCACUUCCUUUUGUGCUCUUGGCAUUGACGUUUUGGAUACAGCAAAAGCAAAGGCCGUUCAUUUGGUUCUCAGCUUUGGCAAUCAUAGUCUUCAGAUCGGAGCUCUGCAUAUUCUUGGGCCUCAUGCUCCUGGUGACGUUAUUAACUAAAAGAAUCUCCAUUUUCAAGGUGCUUUCCCAUGCUGUUCCUGCUGGAAUUUUUUGGUUGGGGCUAACAGUUGCUGUGGAUUCUUUAUUUUGGAGGCAACUUGUGUGGCCUGAGGGGAAAGUGCUCUGGUAUAAUACGAUAUUAAACAAAAGUUCCAGCUGGGGAACUUCCCCAUUCUUGUGGUAUUUCUAUUCAGCCCUGCCUCGUGCUUUGGGAUGCAGCAUUGUAUUUGUACCUUUAGGUGUAGCAGAAAAGAGAACUCGGAUAUUACUUUUGCCAGCGCUGGGCUUUAUUUUCUUGUAUUCAUUUCUCCCACACAAAGAGCUGCGUUUCAUCAUAUAUACUUUCCCUGUCUUCAACAUAGUGGCUGCUAAAAUGUGCUCACGAAUUCUGAAUAACCACCGGAAAUCUUGGCUGUACAAACUUGGAUCUUUCUUUGUUAUAAUGCAUCUUCUAGUUAAUGCUGCUUAUUCAGGAACAUCUUUAUAUGUUUCACAUUUCAAUUAUCCUGGAGGAGUGGCAAUUCAGAAGUUGCAUGAGUUAGUACCUUCAACAGCAGACGUCUCUGUUCAUAUUGACGUGGCUGCAGCGCAAACAGGAGUUUCUCGGUUUCUAGAAAUCAAUUCAGAUUGGAGGUAUGACAAAAGAGAAGAUGUUAAACCAGGAGACCAGCUGAUGUUUUCUUACACACACAUACUGAUGGAAACAAACCCUCUUCAAAUAUCGCAUUACAAGACAACCCACAGGCCACUGGCAAAUAUACCUGGCAUUAGUAAAAUUGGGUUGAACCUUACUGCACUACCUCCUUUUACUUUAAACUUGAAACCAAAAUUAGUACUGUUGGAAAAACUUCCUCUGUCGUCUUGACUGUGAGUUUUCAGUAAGUCUUUUGAUGUAAUUUUGCUGAUGACUUAAUAAUUUAAGAUGGCAGCAAAUUGUCGUUGCAGCACUGCAGUUCCGCUUCUGUGGAAAGCAACGGAAAAUCUUUGUACCAAUUGGUAUUUAGCUCCGUCCUGUUUCUUACAUAAAUACUACAAUGCAUUCUUAGUCAGUAUGUACUCAAAUACUGAGUUGUAUUGUUAAAUGUUUGAGAGAGGCUACCUACAAGUUUAGUGGUAAAACCUGUCUACUUGGUUUGGGUAGCUGUCUCUUUCAUAAUGUAGCACGGGUAUGUCCUAAUUGUCCUGUAUAAGAUACGCAAUGGAACAGUUUGUGCUACACCAGUAAUUUGAUAUGUAAUCUGUGUGUGCAAAGACUUAUUACUUGAUGUAUCUGCAGGAUUGUAACCCCCUCAGCUGUCAGAUUGCCUAUAUGGAACUUAAUGAUGUUAUCAACAUAGGAAAGCCAUAUUCAUUGUAGCUUCAUCACAAUACCCAAUUGUGCCCUGUAGGCUACCAAACUAAUUAAAAGUGAAAGAUUCACUUAAAAAGGACUGUCUCAUAACAGAUGUGAGUAUGAAAGGAUGGUUUUCUUUAUUCCAGCAGUUCAUGAAUAAGCAGCAACUUUGAUUUCAUAGGAAAGAGAGUUUUUAAAAUGUUUCCCUCUUCUGCUGUAAUGAUAAUAUCUUAAUUUGCAGUGCAAAACUUUACCUAUGAAAAUAUUCACUUGAAUACACUUUAAGAUGACAGGUGCUGCUUUCAUUUUUUUAUUAAUUAGUCCCUUUGGAGAAGAAUAAUCUAAUGUGCCAUGUGUUGCAUUCUGUAAACUAGAGUAAGAUAGCAUGCUCUGUAUUCUCUUCUUUACUAGAUGUUUUUGUUAAGGAUGUCUGCCUAGAUUUGAAUGAAGUAAGGAGUAAACUAAGGAGAAAAAAAGAAUUUUGGUUAGGGCCAGUUGUAAUAUGACAGGAGCUCCAUUAGUGUAAAAAAAAAAAAAAGUCAGUAUUGCUGAAAUAGUCAUGGGCAUAAAAUUAUUCCUUGUUGACUGAAAACUUGAGUAAAAAGUUCAUAUCGAAUAAAGUGGGUUUUGGUUGUU
Falco peregrinus (peregrine falcon) is the source of this 3846-nucleotide messenger RNA. It is a transcript of the gene ALG12, whose product is annotated as ALG12 alpha-1,6-mannosyltransferase. Gene Ontology annotation, molecular function: alpha-1,6-mannosyltransferase activity. Gene Ontology annotation, cellular component: endoplasmic reticulum membrane. The record is from RefSeq and is a predicted model, not a curated record. The transcript is spliced from 10 exons. NCBI's taxonomy places the organism in Eukaryota, Metazoa, Chordata, Aves, Falconiformes, Falconidae. The coding region runs from base 1231 to 2742 and encodes 503 amino acids. Gene Ontology annotation, biological process: protein N-linked glycosylation.